UUUUUUUUUUUUUUUUUUUUUGCUGGACAUCAUAUUUACUUUUUAUGACGCUGCUAAUUUAUGUUUAAAAAAUCACUUGUUGAGUGAUGUCAGCAAUAGGAUUUGGAGAUGAACUUGUUCGUGAUUAUUUAAUAUUCCGUGGUUUUUUUUCCGCUUUGAAGGCUUUUGACAGCGAAGUGAAAGCUGAUAAAGAUAGAGGAUUUAGGCCUGAUCGUAUUGUUGAACAUCUGAGCAGCUGCAUCAUCAAUUUAGAUUUAACAACAUUAAGAGAAGCAUGGGCGCAUUUGGAUCAGCGAUUUUUUUCGAGAUUGGAACAUUCUUUUUUAGGUACUGCCAGGAAAUUAGAAGUUGCUUUGCUGCGAAUGUAUCUGGUUACUUGUAUUUCAUCUGGAAGACAAGAUAAAUUGUUGGACUUUUUUGAAAAGAUGACUCCAGAUUUACAAGGACAACCAGAAUGGAAGGACUGGUUUGCUCUUCCUUUUACAAAAAAUGCUGAUGAACAUCCUACUUAUGCUGUGUACUUUUCACGUCAGUGGCAGGAUACUAUGCUUCUUUCCCUGCACAACUUCAUAAGUGUGGUGUUUCAAAGUGCCGCAAUGCCAACAUUAUUGAGUUAUGAGGAAGAUUUUAUCAAGCUUCAGCAUCUUUCUGAAGAAAAUGAAAUGUUGAAAAAAAAAAUAUCAGAGCUUCAAGCUGGUGAACAUGUUGAGAUUCCAAAAAUAACCCGUGAUACAGAAAGCCAUGAUUUGUGUGCUCAUUCUGAAUUGAUGGAUGACUUUUAUGUGAUAGCUCAAGAGACUCCUCCUGAAAAUACUGGUCGCUCUAUAAAGUCAUUGAUUCGAAAUUUUAGUGGAGCUCUUCCUACAUCUCCUGUUUUAAGUCGACGCCCUACUGAAUCUCGGAAGACAGAAGAAGCAUCAAGUAAUUUUAAGGCAUUUGAAAAAUCUAAAGGUUCAACUAAGCCUGGCAAAGUAAAACCUAGAUCUCCUAGUGUUCCACCUCAUCCAUCUGGAACUCUAACUGUGUUUGAAUCUUCAAAGUCUAAAAAGGACAUAGCUGAAACAAGUAGAUCAGUUUCUUAUGAGGAUAGCCAGACAUCACAGGCUAAAUAUUCAAAACUACCUGCCAAAACACAGUUAAGUUCACCACCAACUGUGCAAUCACCAUUACAUUCAAGUAGUUAUGAAGGCAAAAGUGGGUUUAUCAUAUUGAGCCGAGAGAAGUAUUCAGAACAUAAUUCAUUCAUAACACAUUGUAAAUUCAACUCUUCUGGCACAGCUGUAGCUAGUUCUGAUAUGGAUGGUGUAAUUAAGUAUGUAUUAUAUUUAUGACAAUUUGAUGAUUUUAUAUUCUG
Molecule: messenger RNA, 1354 nt
Organism: Stegodyphus dumicola
Lineage: Eukaryota; Metazoa; Arthropoda; Arachnida; Araneae; Eresidae
Product: WD repeat-containing protein 91
Biological process (GO): early endosome to late endosome transport; negative regulation of phosphatidylinositol 3-kinase/protein kinase B signal transduction
Cellular component (GO): early endosome membrane; late endosome membrane
Molecular function (GO): phosphatidylinositol 3-kinase inhibitor activity; protein binding
Source: RefSeq, a predicted model, not a curated record